AUGAAUAUCCUGAAAACCUUUGUCGUACUCGUCAUUAUCGUAGGGGUCUACGCUGAAGACGAUCCCCGCUGUCCAGAAAACUGUGAAUACCAGCCAGUUGCCUGCGAAUGCGCUGUGUUCUUCCAAUGUCGUGACGGCGUCUACUCUGAGUACCGCUGUCCGAAUGGUCUCCACUUUAACGCCGCCACCAAGGCCUGUGACCGAAUUGAGAAUGCUGCAUGUUCCUUGGAGCCUGAAUUUUGCUGUGAAUGUAAGCAUAUAGGAGAGCCUUGCAAAAAGGACUAUAUUUUCCAGGACUACGACCGCUCCGUCCAAUAUACCGGGGAUGAAAAUUGUCUGAGGGAGACUCGCACGUGUGGACACGGAUUAGUAUGGAACCCAAAUGCAAAUGAUGUCGGAGGAAGCUGUGAUUUUACUCACAACAUUCCAAAUUGCAGAAACAAUACUAUUCAACUUUAA
Molecule: messenger RNA, 459 nt
Organism: Folsomia candida
Lineage: Eukaryota; Metazoa; Arthropoda; Collembola; Entomobryomorpha; Isotomidae
Exons: 2
Coding region: 1-459 (152 amino acids)
Cellular component (GO): extracellular region
Molecular function (GO): chitin binding
Source: RefSeq, a predicted model, not a curated record